Cyprinus carpio (common carp) is the source of this 994-nucleotide messenger RNA. RefSeq names its product granzyme E-like. Gene Ontology annotation, molecular function: serine-type endopeptidase activity. Gene Ontology annotation, biological process: proteolysis. NCBI's taxonomy places the organism in Eukaryota, Metazoa, Chordata, Actinopteri, Cypriniformes, Cyprinidae. The record is from RefSeq and is a predicted model, not a curated record.
UCAGUGAAACUGAUCUGGAUGCAGAGCAUGCUGCAGCUUCUGCCAAUAUCUUCCGGGUGUGGUUCCCUUGAAUCUCUCUAUAAAAGCAGAACCCAACAUCUCAGUGGUGCAAACCGAGUGUAACUGAGCUGUCUACAAUGAGCAUCCUUUCGCAUAUCACUUGUCUGCUACUGCUGCGUUCCUGCAGCCCAGGUUUCUCCAUGCAUGAUGGCAUUAUUGGUGGUAAAGUUUCCAUUCCCCACAGUCGACCCUACAUGGUCUACAUUCGUGACAAGAUAUCAAAAGUAGCAUGUGGUGGUUUUUUGGUAAGAGAGGAUUAUGUGAUGACAGCUGCCCACUGUAAACGAAGUCAUCUUAUGGUCUAUUUGGGGGUCAAUGAUACCAACUUUUUACCUGACGGUAUAGAGGUAGAUCCCUUCCCACAUCCAAAAUUCAAUAUGAAUAGAACAGAUCAUGACAUCAUGCUUCUAAAGCUGAAAACCCCAGCAACUCUGAACAAAAUCGUGAGUACUAUCGCUUUUCCAAAACCUGAGAAUGAACAAAUCCAAAAGGAUUGCAUGGUCAUGGGUUGGGGCUGGAAGAAAUUCCACGAUGAGUCUCCAUCAAAUGUGCUCAAAGAAGCAAACGUGACUCUGAUAGACUCUGAAAACUGUGGCACGGCUGACACUCUGUGCACUGAGGGAUCAACUGGACCAGCACAGGGAGACUCUGGGGGUCCACUUGUUUGUGGAGGUGUUGCAGAGGGAAUUGUGUCUUUUUCCAAAACCAAGAGCAAUGCAGACCACCUCACAGCAUACACUCAUAUUUCCCACUACCUUUCAUGGAUUCAUGACGAAAUGAAACCACCGACUCAGCAGCAAUUUGAAACAUGGAAGGGCAAACUGGAUAAACUCAUUUAGUUUUCUGGUUCAAUGCAAGUUCUAUCAUUUAUGUUUGGUGUUAGUUUUACACCAGUCAGCAUAUGUGUGACAAUAAAUGUGCAAGUUUAAAGGGA